Messenger RNA from Oncorhynchus keta (chum salmon), 3753 nucleotides. RefSeq names its product mucin-1-like. The record is from RefSeq and is a predicted model, not a curated record. Lineage: Eukaryota; Metazoa; Chordata; Actinopteri; Salmoniformes; Salmonidae. The transcript is spliced from 8 exons. The annotation marks the transcript as partial.
GAGAUAGGGGAGAGGAUCCACAGCUCCUUCAAGGCACCGCAACAGCAGGGGAUCCACAGCCCCUUCAAGGCACCGCAACAGCAGGGGAUCCACAGCCCCUUCAAGGCACCACCCCAGCAGGGGAUCCACAGCCCCUUCAAGGCACCGCAACAGCAGGGGAUCCACAGCCCUUUCAAGGCACCGCAACAGCAGGGAAUCCACAGCCCCUUCAAGGCACCGCAACAGCAGGGGAUCCACAGCCCCUUCAAGGCACCGCAACAGCAGGGGAUCCACAGCCCCUUCAAGGCAUCGCAACAGCAGGGGAUCCACAGCCCUUUCAAGGCACCGCAACAGCAGGGGAUCCACAGCCCCUUCAAGGCAUCGCAACAGCAGGGGAUCCACAGCCCCUUCAAGGCAUCGCAACAGCAGGGGAUCAACAGCCCCUUCAAGGCAUCGCAACAGCAGGGGAUCCACAGCCCCUUCAAGGCACCAUCCCGGCAGGGAGGAUCCACAGCCACACCCAGCCCCCAGGCACCACCCCAGCAGGGGAUCCACAGCCCCUUCAAGGCACCACCCCCAACAGGGGAUCCACAGCCCCUUCAAGGCAUCAUCCCGGCAGGGAAGUACAACCCCUUCAAGGCACCAUCCCGGAACAGGGAGGAUCCACAGCCACACCCAGGUACCACCCCAGCAGGUGAUACCCAGCCACCUUCCCCAGCAGGAAGAUCCACAGCCCCUUCAAGGCACCGCAACAUCAGGGGAUACACAGCCCCCAGGCACCACCCCAGCAGGGGAUCCACAGUCCCUUCAAGGCAUCAUCCCGGCAGGGAGGAAGUACAGCCCUUCAAGGCAUCAUCCCGGCAGGGGAGGAAUCCACAGCCCCUUCCAGGCAUCAUCCCGCCAGGGGAGGAAGAUCCACAGCCCCAUCCAAGGCACCCCAAGCAGGGAUGCACAGCCCCAGCCAGGUACCGCCCCAGCAGGAUGCACAGCCCCACCCAGGCACCGCCCCAGCAGGGGAUGCACAGCCCCCACCCAGGCACCUCCAGCAGGGGGAAACCCCACCCAGGCACAGCCCAGCACUUCAAGGCACCGCAACAUCAGGGGAUCCACAGCCCCACAACAGGGGAUCCACCCCUUCAAGGCAUCAUCCCGGCAGGGAGGAAGUACAGCCCCUUCAAGGAUACAUCCAGCCACACCCAGGUACCACCCCAGCAGGUGAUACCCAGCCACCUUCCCCAGCAGGGAAGAUCCACAACCCCACCAGCCCCAACCAGGCACCCGCCCCAGCAGGGGGAUGCACAGCCCCACCCAGGUACCGCCCCCAGCAGGAUGCACAGCCCCACCCAGGUACCGCCCCAGCAGGGGAUGCCAGGGGACAUCCAGGUACCACCCCAGCAGGUGAUACCCAGCCACCGCCCCAGCAGGGAAGAUCCACAGCCCCACCAAGGCACCGCCUCAAGCAGGAUGCACAGCCCCACCCAGGCCCCCAGCAGGGGAUGCACAGCCCCACCCAGGCUCGCCCCAGCAGGGGAUGCACAGGGGGGCUACCCAGCCAGCCCCACAGCCCCACCAGGCACCGCCCAGCACUGCCCCACUAGGGGAUACCGCACCCAGGCAUCAGGGGAUCCACAGCCCGCUCCAGUAGGGGCUACAAGGCACCCAGGCACUGCCCCAGUAGGGGACAGCCCCACCCAGGCACCUUCAAGGGGGAUCAUCCCAGGCAGGGGGGAUACAAGCCCCACCCAGGCAGCCCCAGUAGGGAUACAGCCCACCCAGGCCAGGGAUACAGCUCCACCCAGGCACCGCCCAGUAGGGGAUACACAGCCCCACCCAGGCACUGGUAAGGAUUACACAGCCCCACCCAGGCACCGCCCCAGGGGAUACCACCCCAGGCAGGUGACAGCCUCACCCAGGCACCGCCCCAGUAGGGGAUACACAGCCCCACCCAGGCACAGCCCUUUACAGCCCCACCCAGGCACCGCCCCAGUAGGGGAUACCACACCCCAGGCCCCACCAAGGCAAUACACAGCCCCACCCAGGCACUGCCCCACAGGGGACAGCCCCACCCAGGCACCCCAGCACCACCAGCAGGGGCAGCCCCAGCACCACCCCAACAGGGGAAGGAAUCUUCAAGGCACCAUCCCCACCAAGGCACCAGGCCUUCCCCAGCAGGGAAGAUCCACAGCCCCUUCAAGGCACCGCAACAUCAGGAUACACAGCCCCCAGGCACCCCCAGCAGGGAUCCACAGUCCCUUCAAGGCAUCAUCCCGGCAGGGAGGAAGUACACUUCAAGGCACCAUCCCAGCAGGGGGAUCCACAGCCACAUCCAGUACCACCCUACAGGUGAUACCCAGCCACCGCCCAGCAGGGAAGAUCCACAGCCCCACCAAGGCAGGGGGAUGCACAGCCCCCACCCAGGACGCCCCAGUUAGAUCCAGGAUGCACAGCCCCACCCAGGCACCGGGGUACGCCCAGCACCGGGGAUGCACAGCCCUUCAAGGCACCACCCCAACAGGGGAUCCACCCCUUCAAGGCAUCAUCCCGGCCAGCCCCUUCAAGGAUCCCGGCACGGAGGGACAUCCAGGUACCACCCCAGCAGGUGAUACCCAGCCACCUUCCCCAGCAGGGAAGAUCCACAACCCCACCAAGGCACCAAGCAGGGGAUGCACAGCCCCGCCUGGGCAGGGGAUGCACAGCCCCACCCAGGUACCGCCCAGCAGGGGAUGCACAGCCCCACCCAGGUACCGCCCCAGCAGGGGAUGCACAGGGGGACAUCCAGGUACCACCCCAGCAGGCACCGCCCCCAGCAGGGGAUCCACAGCACCAAGGCACCGGGCCCCAGGCACCAGGCUCCAGCAGGGGAUACACCCAGCCAGGGGAUGCCACAUCCAGGCACAGCAGGUGAUACCCAGCCACCGCCCCAGCAGGAAGAUCCACAGCCCCACCCAAGGCACCGCCCAAGCAGGGGAUGCACAGCCCCACCCAGCCACCGCCCCAGCAGGGAAGAUCCACAGCCCCACCAAGGCACCGCCCAAGCAGGGGAUGCACAGCCCCACCCAGGUACCGCCCCAGCAGGGGAUGCAGGCGUCUCAAUUCCAGGUACCGCCCAGCAGGGGAUGCACAGGGACAUCCAGGUACCACCCCCAGGUGAUACCCAGGCACACAGCCCCCCCAGUAGGGGAUGCACAGCCCCACCCAGGUACCCGCCCAGCAGGGGGAUACAGCCCCACCCAGGCACAGCCCCAGCAGGGGAUGCACAGCCCCACCCAGGCAGCCCCUAGGGGGAUGCAGCAUAUCCUGCACCCAGGCACCGCCCAGCAGGGAUACACAGCCCUUCAAGGCACCACCCCAACAGGGGAUCCACAGCACCUUCAAGGCAUCAUCCCAGGCAGGGAGGAAGUACAGCCCUUCAAGGCACAGCCCGACAGGGGGAUCCAGCCCCACCCAGGCACCGCCCAGGGGAUCCACCAGGUCCUUCAAGGGCAUCAUCCCAGGCACCGCCCUCCAGUAGGGGAUACAAGUCCCAACCAGGCACUUCCUCAAGGCACACAGCCCCACCCGGCAGGGAGGAUCCACAGCCACAUCCAGGUACCACCCCAGCAGGUGAUACCCAGCCACCGCCCCACAGGGAAGAUCCACAGCCCCACCAAGGCACCGCCCAAGCAGAUGCACCAGCACCCAGGUGCCUCGCCCAGCAGGGGAUGCACAGCCCCACCCCAGGCACCGCCCCAGCAGGGGAUGCACAGGCCCGCACUCCAGGCACCGCUCCAGUAG